ACCUGAGUUAUAGCCGCCACAGGACGUGAGACCUGACGUGUGUGUCCUGAGUUCGUCCUGUCAGAGCAACAAAACAUGAGCGAAGGAGAAAAGCUCCAUAUAAUCGCAGAUCGUCUGUGCUAGAAGUCGGUGCGGUGAGUCCUCCCGUCCUGAGAGCUGCGGAGCAUCAUGGAGUCAGUGGUGAGAAUGAAGAAGUCGCUGAGGAGGCCCAUCAGGAGGCUCACCAGCUGCGUGUCCGGGGUGAAGGAGAGGAGGUUGUGUGCCAAGCGGAAGAGCAGGAGGAGCAGAGGAGGCAGAGGGAGAGGAGGAUGCAACAGGUUGGGGAGAACUCCUCCUCCCCACAGAUCACACCCCAAAGAGCCGCCAGUCACCUGCUCGUACCAGGCCGACCUGGAGAAGGAGAGGCAACUGCGGGAAGCAAUGAACGCUCAGAAGAAUGCAGAGAGAGCAGCUAUGAGAGCUCACUUCAGGAGCAAAUAUCAGCUGUCUGAGAGCCCCAAGGACACGAGCCACUUAAGGUCUGUUGGAGGGAAAGUGUCGCUCCCCCGCGAGCUGUCGAAGCUCAUCCAUCCUGAAUCCAAAGCCAAGGACGAUGGCUUCAACCUGCUGAGCGCCUUUCAAGGCCUCAGCUUCAACACACCAGCGCUGACGGGGAGGAAACACAGCAGGACGUCCACGCCCACAGCAGCCAGUUGUAAUGUCAUGUGAUCAAUAUGUGAUCAAUAAGUGGUCGAGGGGGUAAUUGGUACAUUGCCUUCUCAUGGUGUGAGUGCAGAGAAACCCUCUCACAUAAAAGCUGCUCAAUCACAAACUCUUUACUAUCUCACAUCAUCAAACAAACAUGACUUCUGUACUUAUUUCUGUCUUUUAUGUAGCGAUUAUAACAUUUUAUACCUUAUACGAGAUGAGCUAAAUGUUAAUUUGAGUGGGUUGAGAACCUGUAAAUGUAAAUAAUUCCAUGAUAAUAAUUAUUUCACUGGUCAGUGAGAGCCACAAGUGGUGUUAUAUUUUGUUUUGACUUAAAAAAAACCAAACUGAUAUUGAUGAAUGAAAUAAUGACUCAAGUUAUCCUAAUGAAGUCUUAUGUUAAGGGUAAUAUAUUUAUUAUCAGUAAAAAACAUGUAAUACACUUUUGUUUCAUGAGAUUUUCAUUUUUUUUUGUAAAAGGGCGGAUUACUGUUUUACCCAAUUUAAAGCCUAAUUUUUGUAAUUGUAAUAAUUAGUUCAUGAUAGUAUGUAUUGUUUAUCUAGCUAGUUUCAUAUUUCUCUAAAUCAUAUAGAUCCAAGUGAUCUAUUCACAAGUAAGGAAUCUCAGGGCAACACGCUUACAUUUAAUCACACAUUAACACAAGUAAAAUUUGUUUUAGUCAUUUUGUAUGUUUCAUUAACUGAGAAAAUUGUGUUUCUGUUUCUUGUAAAUAAUCUCUUAUCUGUAUCACAUGUUAUUUGUAAUGUGCAAGAGCCAAGUUUUAAUUGGAAUUUUUCAUGUUUUUGUGUCUUCGAGACGCAACGGGGGCAUUUUUAAAAAUUGGUCCAGUACUGAAUUCUCAUGUGGCUUUUUUCACAUUGUCAAAAUCAGCUAAACAUUCAGCUGUGACACUAAAAAUCUUCUAGAUAGAUCUAGGUACCUUACUCCAACUCAACAAACUCUUCUGGCGCUCUUCACUCCAACAAGUUGUCUCUUACAAGAUUUUCAAAUGAGACUUUUCUUUGCACAAAAUUUAGUUAGACACAAUAACAAAACAGACAAGAGAAGGAUAAUAAAGACUUUCUAUUUCUCUGUAAAGUUUUCACACACUUAUAAUAACAAUCUGAGCUGGACCCGUUUAAGAGAUGUUGUCCCCUUUGCGUCACUUAGACAAAAAACAAGGGAAACUGGAUCCAGGUUGAAAACUGUUGGUUUAUAAGCUUUUAUUGAGCAGAUAUUGGUGUGUAAAUAGUCUCAUGCUGCCUAAUAAAUGUUUUUAUACAGCAGGAAGCAGAGAACAAAACCUUGUAGAGUUUCUUACAAACUGAGAAGUAAGCAGUCAUGGUCUUUUCAUCUUUGGUUUUUGAGCUGUGAAAAAAACUUGUAAUAAA
Centropristis striata (black sea bass) is the source of this 2079-nucleotide messenger RNA. RefSeq names its product complexin-3-like. The record is from RefSeq and is a predicted model, not a curated record. The coding region runs from base 169 to 708 and encodes 179 amino acids. Gene Ontology annotation, cellular component: SNARE complex; terminal bouton. Lineage: Eukaryota; Metazoa; Chordata; Actinopteri; Perciformes; Serranidae. Gene Ontology annotation, molecular function: syntaxin binding. The transcript has 3 exons. Gene Ontology annotation, biological process: regulation of neurotransmitter secretion; neurotransmitter transport; synaptic vesicle exocytosis.